AUGUGGGCAACGUCAACCGCCUGCUUUAGAUUGGCUAUUCUUCUUCUCUAUAUGGAGAUCUUCCCAGGGAAUAAAAAAUUCUUCUGGUGUGCGACUGGGGUGGGAGGUCUUGUCUUCCUAUAUUGGGUCUCUGCAGUUUUGACUAUAGCUUUGCUGUGCAGGCCGGUUGCCUACAAUUGGGAUCGCACCAUUCCAGGGACCUGUGGAGACGUUUUGAAGAUCCAGUAUGCUUCUGCAGGGUUCAAUAUGGGCAUCGACUUGGGAGUCGUGCUGCUGCCGCUUCCUAUUGUCUGGGGGCUGCAUAUGUCGAGUCGCAAAAAGACUGGCGUCACCGCAUCGUUUGCGAUAGGCAUUCUAACAGCAGGUGUCAAUCUGGGCCGUAUCAUCCAGACCAAGUUGUGUCCGGCCGAUGACCUGAUUUACUGCCUCAGAGACUCCUCCAUUUUUAUCAUGGCGGAAAUGACGGCAGGAAUCCUGGUGGCUUGUGUCCCAACGUUUGGACCCCUUAUAUUUCACGGACGGGACGCGCCUUCGGUGCGACCACGCGAGUUACCCACAAUUGGGUCAGCCCGAAUGCGCCCUCGCCGUCGCGCGAAAUUUGACUAUCUCCUUUCUACCCUUGACCGAAGUCACAAUGAUGAUGAGGAGAGAGGCCAUGGGCCAUCAAAAGAAGUGGAAACUGCGAUUGCGCCCACAGAACAUUUGAUUGGGACUGGGGCUAAUGGGAACGGAGCUCCCAGCUCCAGUGGUAUUUUGGUGACGCGCGACCUUGAAGUGCAAAGUCUGAAUGUCCCACCUCGAGUCUGUGAGGCAUCUACAUUGUAA
Messenger RNA from Penicillium paradoxum, 825 nucleotides. RefSeq lists its product as uncharacterized. The record is from RefSeq and is a predicted model, not a curated record. The transcript is spliced from 2 exons. Lineage: Eukaryota; Fungi; Ascomycota; Eurotiomycetes; Eurotiales; Aspergillaceae. The coding region runs from base 1 to 825 and encodes 274 amino acids.